AUGCUGUCUGAGGACCUGCGCGCUGGUCUGCCGUUUUUUUGUUGGAUUUGGCAUGCCAGCGUGCAGGUCCUCAGACAGUGUGCCGAGCGAGGAGAGUACGACUCUGGUCUCUCCGAUUUUACCGUGCUCUCUAAACUGGUGCAUGCGCGCAGGUCUGCCGUUUUCUCUUUUUAGAUGCGCGCUGGCACGCCGUUUUUCCCCUGAGUGCGCAUGCAGUUUUCCCCCCUGAGAAGCAGAAAACUCGCACCGUAAACACUUUGUUUGACGCCAUUAUAUAGAUUUUUUUUUCAUCUUUAUUCUCGUCUUUUAAUACCUCAUUUGCUUUUCGUUCAUGCCGCAAGUUUUAUCAGCACCAGGACGAUAUUUGUUCAAAGUUUCGCGAAAUUUUUUUUUUCGAAAGUUUUAUUUUUGGAAAAAAAAAAUGAUAUCUAAAGCCAAGUUUUGGUGGGUUUACGGCAUCACAUUUUUAUAAGAAAGCGCUAAGCUUCUUGCUUUUUUCAUGUCACCGCAAGUUUUGUACGCGUCUACAAUAGAGCACAUUUGCUGGCAAAUUAUUUCUCAAAAAGUGGAAAACAACUUUCUGCUUGGUAAAGUUGAAAUAUAAAAACCUGCCACAAAAAUACAUCUUUUUUAUUACUAUUCAUACUUUGACUUUCAGAUGCAUCGAACAUUAUCAAGGCUAAAAUUUGUACACAUAAAUCGGGUAUCUAGCCGCGUACAAGCACAGUCGUUAAGCUCCGAAGCCGCAAAAGAAAAAGACCUCGAAGAUGUAUCUCAGAAAAGGUUUUUAUUUACAUUUUUCUUUCCCGUUCCUAUCAAGUAUCAUUCAGUGGCCGAUUUUCAAUAAAAACUCUCGAUACAGCAGUUCCCGUUGAAAGAAGAUCGCUGUCGCGGGGUUUAGCGAUGAACAAAUUCGAAAAAGUUUGUCUUUGUCUCAUCCAAUCUUAGCUUUGAAGCUUUCAGGAUUUUAUGAUUUUCCCAGAGUAUACAGAUACUGAUGACGUGCGGAAUAUCGAAGGUUUUGUUGAGAUCCUUAGAAAGUCUCUAGAUUUGUCAGGUAACUCGUUCUCUAUGUCUCAAAUUGUUUGAGUUUUUUAGUGGAUCCAAAAGAGUUGGAAAAAGAAGAGUGUUUGACGACUGAAGUGUUGGAAACGUUACAAAGCAACGCAGCUUUUGCUCUGGCGGUACCGAAAGAGUUUGGAGGCUGCGGAAUGGUCAAUAAAGACACAAUGAAAGUGUUUGAGGUUUUCACCAGAUCGAGGAGAAACGGUAAAGUUUUCUUUUCAGGAAUUGAGUAAAGAUUGGAAUAUUUUUGCCAAUGUUUGGGUUCCCCACGUGGUCGGUAAUCUUAUCACAAUUUAUGGCACCGAACAGCAAAAGGAAGAAUUUUUGCCGAAAAUCGCCCAAGGGAAAUUGCGACCGGCUAUCGCCCUUUUCAAAGACGUCAGGCAAGUUUUUUUUUGUAAGCUUUGUUAUCCGUUUGGUUUUUGAACCUACUUUUUUCAAUUUUGUGUAAAGUUUUGAUCAAGUUUUAGAAAAAAAACUUUAAAAAAAUGAUGUUCUCUAUUCAGUGCUUCUUCUUGCUCCGUUACGCAAGGAACUUCUGGACAGUCGCUGAUUUCUGCGGAAGGCGUCAAAGUUAUGGGAGUUCACAACGCGAACUUUUUUGUGGUAUUUGGCACAUCGCAAAAUCGUUCUACAGUUUGAUGAUUUCCAUUUUCACCGACAAACUAUUGUUUUCAGAAUCAAGAAGAGUCCUCCUGCUACUUGGUUGACGUCACUGCCCUCGAUGAAGUCUCCAAGUUGAAGUUUGUUCGAGACACGACCUUGGGGCUCAAGGCCGUCGACGGUUCGUUUCAGCUUGCAAGUAUCAAAACAUGAAUAGAGCGUUUCAUGGUCGUGUUUUUCGAAAGCUUGGAAGUAAAAUGUUGUAAAACUCUUUCUCUUUGUACGUUCUAGGGGAAAUAUUAAUGAAAAAAAAAGUUUUUCAGUGGGAAGGGUGAACAUAACUACGCAGGUGAAGGAAGGCCAAGUCCUGGGGGGCGUGGGAAACGGCAAAGAAGUUUGAAUGAUUUCCAGUUUUUUUUUUCAAAAAUUGUUUUUUUUAGAUUGGUUCGGAACUGAUUGGGAGCGGAAGAAUGCCGUUGGCGGCGAGUGCCGUCGGCCUCGCCAAGAGAAUCCUCCGCGACGUCGCCGUCCUGUGCAACAAGACCCCGAGUCGCGUCGCCGCCAACUCUUCGCUCGCCGAGGAUUCGCGUGCCCAGAGAAUCGUCACCAAUCUUGCUCUGCAAGUAGUUUGCGGCUUCGUAUCGAGAAAAAGGCUGUGUUUUCCAGGUUUACGGCCUGGAAUCGGCGGUUUACUACUUAGCCGGAAUGAUUGACGAGGGUAUGACGGUGGUCGUCGACAUUGAGAACGCUCUCAUCAGUGUGCGUUUCGAUAUCUUAUAAUUUUUCGUCAGAAACAGUGAGAAAGUGAAAUUAAAAACAAAAAAGUGUUCACAAAAUGACCAAAAAACCUAUUUCCUAUCAUUUUUUUUUUAGCUUUUUCAAAAUAAUGUUUUUUUAAUGGUGAAAAAGAUCUUCGCCAUCGUUCAUUAGUAAAUGAAAAUAGACGGACGAUCGUUGUGGGCGGGAAAUCAAAAACUUUCUCCCCGUGACGACAAUCCAUUCUUUCUAAUGAAUAUUUUAGAUUUUUUUUUUACAUUUUUUCCUAUCUUCCCCUUAUAUAUCACGUUUUCUUCGUCUCGUUUUGUGGCCUAGAUUUUUUUUUGCUCUCAAUUAAAACUAAUAAUUAGGUUUUCUCUCUAGUUAGCUUCAUAUAAAUGAUUAUCCUUUUCAUCUAUCAUUUUUUUCAUGGCAUUUAUUGUGUGGAAAUUUAACUAUUUAAUUUCGAGGUUUUCCGAUCGGAAGAAAGGUUUUUUUCAAUGUUUUCCCAACCAAACAGUCUUUUUUUAUGAACACGAGCGAAGCUUCUUAGCAGAUACUUGAGUUUUUCAUUCUUAUAUUAUUUUCUCCAGAAUUUUGGUACUAGUUUUUUUUCCAUUUUUUUAUUACCAAUUUUAGAGUUUCUUGUAGAAAGUAGUUUUUUGUAAGUUAACAUAUUGAAAAACUACAGGAAAUACUCUGAUUUUUUUUUCAGUUUCUUACUCGCAAUCUUCUCGAGUCGGUGGUUUCCGUUUUACUGGAACUCGGCGGCGUUGUCAGCAGUGACACUUCUUUUCCGUUCGAAAAAUUGAUCCGCGACAUUUCCACUCUGCUCUCAUUGGUUUUUUUUUAUGAUCUGAUUGGUUUCAAUACGGCUUGUGAAGGUGGAAGAUGGAGCCGAUGUUGAGAAAAUCGCCUUGGCCACGGUGGCUACUUGGACGACAUCAACGGGCCAUCAAAGGUUAUCUUAUUUCUCAAUUAGUUACAUUAAAAAUGAAAACAGGAUAACGAGCACCUUGAAGCGUUUUUUGAAGCAGGAAAGUGAAAACGAAGCUCUUCGGAACCCUGGCCUUACCCAUUAUAUCGCCGAACAUGCUCAUCCGUCACUUCAGGUGCACGAAAAAAUAUGAACUGCUUAAUUCUAGAUUUUCCCAGAAAGCCUGUCAAGAUCUGGAGUUCUCGAUGUCACGAAUUAACGCGGUAAUGUCGAAAAUGGUCGGUUCCAAGGGGAAGAACAUUGAACAGGACUAUGGUAGUCUCGAGGCUCUCGUCACCGUUCUGAAGGUCCUUCUUGUCUCAUUCCGGUUCCACUCAUUUUCGGCUUUCAGAACAACUUUGUGAUGGUUUCCACCAUAUCCAGAGCUUCAAGGUCCUAUUCGAUUGGUUUGCGAAACUCAGAUAUCGAGCUUGCUUGGGCCACGAUGAUUUGUUCGAGGUUUCCGAAACUUGAGUUUUUCAGUUGCACAAGAGCAAAAGAUUAAGACACUGGAAAAAAGAGGAAAAAAAAACUCCGUUUAGGAAAAUAAAAACACUAGUUAGCCUGUCUCCCAAAUUAAACGAAUAUAAUCUCUAAAUUUUGAAAAAAAUAUUUGUUUUUCUUUGUGUAGCUCUUGAGUAAAGCUUGAAAAAAAUGAAAACUUUAAUUUUUGAAAGAUCUCUCCAAUAUUGUGCGUGAAGAAGAUGUUAAAAAGUGUAAUUUUUUUUACUUCGGUAUUGAAUCGUCAAAAAGUUGUUUAUUUUCCCUUCCAGUUUUACUUGUACUUUUUCAUGUUUAGUUUGAACUUUCAAAAGUUUGGAUCUGAAAUUGAUAUUAAUUUGCAAAUACGGACGUGCCGUUUUAAAAACGAAAAAUUGAUGAAAAUGAAAACGGAAAAAGUGUUGCAGGCUAUCUCGGAUGACUUGGUUUGAGCUGGACGCUCUUUCGGACCUUUUUGGCCUGGUCAAGCUGAAUCCUUCGCUUCUCGCAGCUGGUCGCGCUGUUUUCGACCUUGGCGGAUACGUCAUCGAGUCUCCCUUGGAGCGUAAUUGGUAG
Caenorhabditis auriculariae is the source of this 4456-nucleotide messenger RNA. The record is from the annotation of a GenBank genome assembly. Lineage: Eukaryota; Metazoa; Nematoda; Chromadorea; Rhabditida; Rhabditidae.